Dipodomys spectabilis (banner-tailed kangaroo rat) is the source of this 2028-nucleotide messenger RNA. RefSeq names its product basic helix-loop-helix family member e40 (gene Bhlhe40). The record is from RefSeq and is a predicted model, not a curated record. Gene Ontology annotation, biological process: regulation of neurogenesis; circadian regulation of gene expression; regulation of transcription by RNA polymerase II. The transcript has 5 exons. Lineage: Eukaryota; Metazoa; Chordata; Mammalia; Rodentia; Heteromyidae. The coding region runs from base 335 to 1573 and encodes 412 amino acids. Gene Ontology annotation, molecular function: RNA polymerase II cis-regulatory region sequence-specific DNA binding; DNA-binding transcription factor activity, RNA polymerase II-specific; protein dimerization activity. Gene Ontology annotation, cellular component: nucleus.
CCCGCCCGCCCGCCCCACUCCUCAUUCACUUGGCUCGCACGGUGCAGACGGCGCUCGCAGCACACGCCGCCGGUCCGUGCGCCGAGCCGGAGGCCGCGGGGACCCCUCGGGCCAUGCACGCCCCGCACUGAAGCGAUCGCCGCCGAGCCAGCCGCCAGCUCCGGGCACAAAGGAAAAAUAAAAGCCCCCCCUGCGCCUUUCGGGGAGCUCCGCACUCCCGCGGGACCCUCAACCGAGAGACUCCCCCUCCCUCCCCGCACCCCGAACACCCCUUUCCGGGUCGCCGGGCAGCGAGCAGCGGCAGCAGCGCGCGGUGGCCCCGGUUCGCCGCGCCAUGGAGCGGAUCCCCAGCGCGCAGCCACCCCCGGCCUGCCUGCCCAAAACGCCGGUGCUGGAGCCCGGAGACCUGCCCGGGAUGGACUUCGCCCACAUGUACCAAGUGUACAAGUCGCGGCGGGGCCUGAAGCGGAGCGAGGACAGCAAGGAGACCUACAAACUGCCACACCGGCUCAUCGAGAAAAAGAGACGUGACCGGAUUAACGAGUGCAUCGCCCAGCUGAAGGACCUCCUGCCCGAACAUCUCAAACUUACAACUUUGGGUCACUUGGAAAAAGCAGUGGUUCUGGAACUUACCUUGAAGCACGUGAAAGCACUAACAAACCUAAUUGAUCAGCAGCAGCAGAAAAUUAUUGCCCUGCAGAGCGGUUUACAAGCUGGUGAGCUGUCAGGAAGAAAUGUGGAAGCAGGCCAAGAGAUGUUCUGCUCGGGUUUCCAGACCUGUGCCCGGGAGGUGCUUCAGUACCUGGCCAAGCAUGAGAACACUCGGGAUCUGAAGUCCUCGCAGCUGGUGGCACACCUUCACCGCGUGGUCUCCGAGCUGCUGCAGGGGGGCACGGGUAGGAAACCAUCAGACUCGGUCUCCAAAGCCAUGGACUUGAAGGAGAAGUCCGGCUCCCUGGUCAGAGGCUCGGAAGGCCCCGGGAAAAACUGUGUGCCCGUCAUCCAGCGGACUUUCGCUGCCUCGAGCGGCGAGCAGAGCGGCAGCGACACGGACACAGACAGUGGCUACGGAGGAGAAUCGGAGAAAGGUGACCUGCGUGGGGAACAGCCCUACUUCAAAGGCGAUCUGGGGCGCAGGUUCACCCUGGGAGAACGGGUCAGCACCAUUAAGCAGGAAUGCGAAGAGCCCCCCUCGAAGAAGAGCCGCAUGCAGCUCCCCGAGGAUGAAGGCCAUUUCCCUAGCAGCGACCUCAUCAGCUCCCCUUUCCUGGGUCCACACCCACACCAGCCUCCCUUCUGCCUGCCCUUCUAUCUGAUUCCCCCAUCAGCCACCGCCUAUCUGCCCAUGCUGGAGAAAUGCUGGUACCCCACCUCAGUGCCCAUCUUAUACCCGGGCCUCAACACCUCUGCCGCUGCCCUCACCAGCUUCAUGAACCCUGACAAGAUCUCUGCCCCCCUGCUCAUGCCUCAGAGACUCCCCUCCCCCUUGACAGCUCACCCCUCCCUCGACUCCUCUGCUUUGCUCCAGGCUCUGAAACAGAUCCCCCCUUUAAACUUAGAAACCAAAGACUAAACUCGUAAGGGAUCCUGCUAUUUCGCUUUCCAUCCUUCCUUCCUUCAAACACACAUGCACACACACACACACACACACACACACGUACACAUGUGCACAUGAUGUGUGUACAGUGAGAUUGUUCCUUAGUGCAUACUCAGAUGCUUUGAGGUACAGAGGAGACUGAAAGGGCGUGUGUGUGUGUGUGUGUGUGUGUGUGUGUGCACGUGCACUCGUGCGUGUGUGCGUGCAAGUGUGCCCGUGCGGGUACAGAACGUGAAAGCUGCACAUGGUCCAGGGGAAAACUUCCUCGUGUCAGCAGGAGAUGCAGGGGGAAAGCUUUUUUUUUCUUCUUCCCAGAGAAUAGACCACCCUCACUCCACCCUUUGAUCCAAGUCAGCUGGAUUUUCAAAAGCUUUCAAACUCAGUCUGUGAGUCACCCUUCAGUUGGGAAGUUGGGUCUGUGGCUUUGAGGG